GUCGGGCCGCUUCCGGGCUCAAGCGUCGCAGUUCGCAGGAGGAAAUCCUGUGGCUUCCCAGAAUGAUAAUGGCCACCUACAGCCUGGCGAACGAGCGACUACGCGCCCUGGAAGACAUCGAACGGGAAAUCGGCGCCAUUCUUCAAAAUGCAGGUACCGUGAUCCUGGAACUGUCUAAAGAAAAAACCAAUGAGCGACUCCUGGACCGGCAGGCGGCGGCCUUCACGGCUUCGGUCCAACACGUGGAGGCAGAGCUGUCAGCUCAGAUCCGCUACCUCACCCAGGUGGCCACAGGGCAGCCCCAUGAGGGCUCCAGCUACUCUUCAAGGAAGGACUGUCAGAUGGCCCUGAAGAGAGUGGACUAUGCCCGCCUCAAGCUCAGUGAUGUGGCCCGCACCUGUGAGCAGAUGCUGGAAAACUAGGCCAGGCAGGUGAAGCAAAAGCUUGGAGGGAGACCACCACCUGCACCCAGGACAGAAGCUGGAGACCUGAAGGGAUGAGGAGCGCAGGCUGAUGCAUAAUGCCCUGCUGGUCAGGGUACACUAGGACAAAGGGGUAAAAGGUGGCAACCCUACCCACGACUGUGCUCUGGCUCCUCCAGCAGGGAGCUCCUGCUCUGCACUUCACAUGACUGCCAACAGCAAGUUCAGAGGGCAGAUUGAGAUUUAGACACCCUACCCACUUCCUCAGACAUGUCCCUGCCCCAGACUUCCUGCAGACUUGGCCCAGUGAAGUCACAUUCUUCUUUGUUGGGAAAAACAGGAACUAAGAGUUUUAAUAAUAAAAGUAAUAAAAACAAAA
This is a messenger RNA of Loxodonta africana (African savanna elephant), 801 nucleotides long. It is a transcript of the gene MED11, whose product is annotated as mediator complex subunit 11. Gene Ontology annotation, molecular function: transcription coregulator activity. The transcript is spliced from 3 exons. Gene Ontology annotation, cellular component: mediator complex. Bases 63 to 422 code for a protein of 119 amino acids. NCBI's taxonomy places the organism in Eukaryota, Metazoa, Chordata, Mammalia, Proboscidea, Elephantidae. The record is from RefSeq and is a predicted model, not a curated record. Gene Ontology annotation, biological process: regulation of transcription by RNA polymerase II.